AGACCGAGCGGCCCGGGUUGGAGCGCCCAGCCCCGCAGCGGAUCAUGGUGCAGCAGGCGGAGAGCUUGGAAGCGGAGAGCAACCUGCCCCGGGAGGCGCUGGACACGGAGGAGGGAGAAUUCAUGGCUUGCAGCCCGGUGGCCCUGGACGAGAGCGACCCGGACUGGUGCAAGACGGCGUCGGGCCACAUUAAGCGGCCGAUGAACGCGUUCAUGGUGUGGUCCAAGAUCGAGCGCCGGAAGAUCAUGGAGCAGUCUCCCGACAUGCACAACGCCGAGAUCUCCAAGAGGCUGGGCAAGCGCUGGAAAAUGCUGAAGGACAGCGAGAAGAUCCCGUUCAUCCGGGAGGCCGAGCGGCUGCGGCUCAAGCACAUGGCCGACUACCCCGACUACAAGUACCGGCCGCGGAAAAAGCCCAAGAUGGACCCCGCGGCCAAGCCCAGCGCCAGCCAGAGCCCCGAGAAGAGCGCGGCGGGCGGCGCGGGCGCGGGCGGCGCCAAGACCUCCAAGGGCUCCAGCAAGAAGUGCGGCAAGCUGAAGGCCCCCGCGGCCCCCGCGGCCCCCGCGGCCGGCGGCGCCAAGGCGGGCGCGGGCAAGGCGGCGCAGCCCGGGGACUUCGGCGGCGCCGGCGCGGCCAAGACCGUCAAGUGCGUGUUCCUGGACGAGGACGACGACGACGACGAGGACGACGACGAGCUGCAGCUGCGGAUCAAGCAGGAGGCAGACGAGGACGACGAGGAGCCGCCGCACCCGCAGCUCCUGCAGCCUCCGGGGCAGCAGGCGCCUCCGCUGCUGAGACGCUACAACGUCGCCAAAGUGCCCGCCAGCCCCACGCUGAGCAGCGCGGCCGAGUCCCCGGAGGGCGCCAGCCUCUACGACGAGGUGCGGGCGGGCGCGACCUCGGGCUCCGGCAGCGGCAGCCGCCUCUACUACAGCUUCAAGAACAUCACCAAGCAGCACCCGCCGCCGCUGGCGCAGCCCGCGCUGUCGCCCGCGUCCUCGCGCUCCGUCUCCACCUCCUCGUCCUCGUCCAGCAGCAGCGGCGGCAGCAGCGGCGAGGACGCCGAUGACCUGAUGUUCGACCUCAGCUUGAAUUUCUCCCAAAGCGCUCACAGCGCCAGCGAGCAGCAGCUGGGGGGCGGCGCGGCGGCCGGGAACCUGUCCCUGUCCCUGGUGGAUAAAGAUUUGGAUUCGUUCAGUGAGGGCAGCCUGGGCUCCCACUUCGAGUUCCCCGACUACUGCACGCCCGAGCUGAGCGAGAUGAUCGCGGGGGACUGGCUGGAGGCGAACUUCUCCGACCUGGUGUUCACGUAUUGA
Molecule: messenger RNA, 1316 nt
Organism: Molossus molossus (Pallas's mastiff bat)
Lineage: Eukaryota; Metazoa; Chordata; Mammalia; Chiroptera; Molossidae
Gene: SOX11
Product: SRY-box transcription factor 11
Exons: 1
Coding region: 45-1316 (423 amino acids)
Biological process (GO): anatomical structure morphogenesis; positive regulation of transcription by RNA polymerase II; neuron differentiation
Molecular function (GO): DNA-binding transcription activator activity, RNA polymerase II-specific; RNA polymerase II cis-regulatory region sequence-specific DNA binding
Source: RefSeq, a predicted model, not a curated record